UUAUAUUUUAAAUUUUCUGCGGAACCACCAUACUGUUUUCCACAGUGGUGCACCAUUUUACCUUCCUACCAGCAUUACUCAAGGGUUCCGAUUUCUCCACAUCCUCACCAACACGUGUUAUUUUCAAAGACCAUCAAUAUCAUCAAUAAGAGUUCUGGAACACGCAUGGACAUUGGACCCAGAGACAUUGGCCCACUUGGCUUCUUGGGAUUGACCCAUCCUAGUUAUAUGACCUUAUUCAAGUCAUCUUGCCAAGUUCUGAAGCCUCUCAAACUGAAUAGAACAGAAUAGGGAAUAGAACCCAGGAUGAUUCUAAGCAAUGCUUUAUACAGUGCAAGAUCUCUUCAUCAUUUCCAUAUAAGGCCCUGGAAACCACUUGUCUAUUUUCUGUCUCUAUGGAGUUGCCUCAUCCAGUAUGUAGCCUUUUGUGACAGCCUUGUUUGAUGUAGCAAAACGUUUUCAAGGUUCAUCCAGUUUGUGGUAACUGCAUUUCCCUAAAUGGUCUCAGACCUCGCAGGAGUUUGGGGAACGCCAACAUCACCACUGAACCAGUACUGCUCUUUAUGCGCGGGGCAUUGUGCUGGAAGCUGGGGAUGUCCUAGUGAGCAGGACAGAGGUGUUUCUACAGAAAUGGCCCCUGGGGCUCUGGGAAAGGAGGCACGCACAGUCACAGUCGAUUGGGGCAGAGAAGGCUUCCCGGGGAGAAGAAGGGGCGUCCUAGGCAGACGUGAGAAACGAGAGAGCGUCGUCACCAGCAAGCUUGAAAACCCGGAUCCCAUCCUCUUGGAGCCUCUUGGUUUGCCAUAUUCCUCUGGCUCCCACUCAAAUCCUUGCCAGAAGGGAACGGACCUGCACUGCUUUCUUUCCCUGUUCCUCCCAGAGGCCCGAGGGCGGGCAGAGCGAAAAUGCGCACUGUCCUGAGUCAGAACUCUGGCCGGGGGCGGGUCCCGCUGCGGCUGGGGGCGUCGGGGGCGGGCAGCGGGUGGCCAGUGACGCGACGGAGGCCGGGGGCGGCGGGCUGCGAGGUGACGCGCGUGGGGACCGCGCUGGCCCAGCCCACGUGUCCGCGAGAUUUAAAAGUUGGCGGCGCGCGGGGAGGUCAGCUUGGCGGCGGAGCCCCGCGAGCAGCGCGCCCGGGACACAGAGGCACUGCCAGGGCCCCGCGUGGAGUGCUGACCCGCGCAGCUCAGGCUUCGAGCUCCGAGCCGCCAAGCGCCGAGAUGCCGCGAGCAGCGAACCGCCGCCCCGGGCCGCCCGCCGGACAGGUGGCCGCCGCGUCCCGGCCCCUGCUGCUGCUGCUGCUCGCCUGUUGCGCGGGCACCUGCCUUGGUGCUCCAAUAUUAUCUCAAGGACUACGGCCUGAACAAGAACUACGGCUGUGGAAUGAGAUAGAUGAUGCCUGUUCGUCUUUCCUGUCCCUUGAUUCUCAGCCUCAGGCAUCCAAUGCACUGGAGGAGCUUUGCAUCACAAUUAGGAGGACUCUACCAAAGCCCCAGGAAACAGAUGAAAAAGAUAAUACCAAAAGGUUCUUAUUUCAUUAUUCGAAGACACGGAAGUUGGGCAAUUCAAAUGUUGUGUCGUCUGUCGUGCAUCCGUUACUGCAGCUUGUUCCUCACCUGCAUGAGAGAAGAACGAAGAGAUUCAGACUGGACUUUACUAAAGGGGAAACAACUCAGAAUAAAGAUCUUUCCCAAGACAAUGCUAGAAGAAUUCCAAGGUCCUUUUGCAAGCCAAGUUCGGAGUCAGUUUUUAUUCAGGCCACGCAAUGGAAGAAGGUCAGAAGGUUACAUUUAAAAUGGACCAACAAUUUUCCACAGAAGCAGCAAAAUGUUGACAUUUUGUUUUCUUCUCAAAAACAAUCCUUGCUAAACUUACUGUAUUUGACAAUCCCUGUGUUGUAAACAUUCUCAAUAAAAGUUGGUUGAGAUUAUAAAAUG
This is a messenger RNA of Leopardus geoffroyi (Geoffroy's cat), 1937 nucleotides long. It is a transcript of the gene NMU, whose product is annotated as neuromedin U. Gene Ontology annotation, biological process: regulation of smooth muscle contraction. The record is from RefSeq and is a predicted model, not a curated record. The coding region runs from base 906 to 1901 and encodes 331 amino acids. Gene Ontology annotation, molecular function: neuromedin U receptor binding. The transcript has 15 exons. Lineage: Eukaryota; Metazoa; Chordata; Mammalia; Carnivora; Felidae.